GAAAAUAUGUCCACGGGAACAACUUAUGGCGUUCUUACGGCGUUUGAUCACUCAUCACAAGAGUGGAACAACUUUAAGUUGCGAUUAGAACAAUGGUUUAUCGCUAACAACAUUACUUUCGAAACCGACAAGGCAACAAUCAAGCGUCGGGCGAUACUUUUAACGUCAUUAUGUGAAUCAACGUUCAAACUUGCAUGCGAUUUGGCGCUACCGAACAAGGUAGAAGAAUUGGGUUACGAGGCGAUCGUGAAACUCCUCGACAACCAUUUUACUCCAAAAAGGUUCGGGUUUGCAGAGAAGUCAAUCUUCUAUGCAGCAACGCAGCGGCAAGACGAAACGCACACUUAAUGGGCCGCUAGGAUUAGAGGUUUGGCAACUCACUGCGCAUUCAAGAAUUUGGAGGAAGCUCUGCUGGAUAGGUUCAUCAUGGGCAUGACACCGGGACGUGAGCGCGACAAGUUGUUCAUGCAGGAUCAGCGGGAGCUGACUCUUGCAAAAGCGAUCGACUUGGCGGAAAGCGUGCGUUGUGCACGCCUGGCGUCGUCGACAGCGGCGCAGGCGACCGCGGCGGCCGGUGCGGCCACAGCGGCCGCGGAUAGCGUCUUCAAUAUCUCCAAGAAAGAGAAGUGCAGUGUGUGUGGUUUCACCAACCAUAAAUCUAAUCAGUGUCGGUAUAAAAACUUCAAGUGUAAAAAGUGCAAUAAUAAAGGUCAUUUGCGUAAAAUGUGCCCUAACGAGGGAAAAGUGAAAUACGUGGAGGAAGGUAUGUUGGACUGCGGGGACGACGGUGAGUGUUUUUAUAAUAUUCGGUGCCUAAAAGGGAAACCCAUGACAGAGCGAGUGACGGUCAGUGGUCUAGCCUUAGAGUUCGAAAUUGAUAGCGGUUCAGCAGUUAGCGUAAUCUCUAAAAGUACUUACAACUCGAAUUUUAAGCGGUUGCCAUUGUCAGUCACCAAAAAACGACUAUUUAGUUAUACAGGGGAAAACAUCGAAACUAUUGGAGUUGUUGCGUUACCUAUAUCGUACCUAGGUCGCACACAUACACUGGAUGUGUACGUAGUACGCGCAGACGGGCCUCCGCUACUGGGCCGCGACUUUAUUCGGGAAUUUAAUCUCGAGCUGGCGCCGGCAGCGGCUAUGGCGGCGGCGUCUGAUACGAGUAUCGGUAAAGAGCUUUGUAAAAUGUUUCCUAAGGUUUUCUCAGGCAAUCUCGGGGCGUUUAAUAAAUACAAAAUUGAUUUACAUUUAAAACCCGAUGCACAGCCAAUUUUUUUUAAGGCGAGGCCUGUUCCAUAUGCUCUCAGGGGGAAACUAGACGAGGAGCUCGACCGGUUAUUAACGUUAGGCAUUUUGAAGCCCGUGGAACAUUCAGACUACGCGUCGCCCGUGGUACCAGUAUUAAAAAAAAACGGUAGCCUUAGACUAUGUGCGGACUACUCAGUUACAAUCAAUAAACAGUUGAUAAUUGAUCAAUAUCCUUUACCAACGGUGAAUGAUUUGUUGGCUAAGCUACACGGAGGCGUACAAUUUAGUAAAAUAGAUUUAUCUAUGGCUUAUAAUCAAUUUAUUUUGAACGAAGAGUCGCAAAAACUAACGUGUAUCAAUACUCAUCGCGGUCUUUUUAAUUUCACCCGAUUAGUGUUCGGAUUGUCUAGCGCACCAGCUAUUUUCCAACGCGCUAUGGAAUGUUUACUUUCGGGAAUCGACGGAAUUAUCUUUCUAUUAGACGAUAUUCUGAUAACGGGCUCAAAUAGACACGAACACAAACAAAGGCUCACUACAGUCUUACAACGUUUAAAUGAUGCAGGGUUAACAGUACAAAUGAGUAAAUGCGAAUUUUUUAAAGAUGAGAUUGCAUACCUUGGUCAUGUCAUAGAUAAACACGGAGUCAGAAAAUCGCCCGAUAAAGUCAAAGCUAUUUUACAAGCUCCUAAGCCAACAAAUAUAAUUCAGUUACAGUCGUUUUUGAGUCUAACAAAUUAUUACCGGAACUUCGUGCCGGACGCGUCAUCUAUAUUAAGUCCAUUAUAUGAUCUGUUAAAUAAAAAUAAAAAGUGGGAAUGGACUCAUAGGCACAAUGACGCGUUUGUCCGAAUAAAAAACAUUUUAGCGUCCGAUAGAACUUUGCCACAUUUUGACCCGAAUGCUAAAUUAAUAUUAACGGUAGACGCCUCACCGACCGGGCUAGGUGCAGUACUAUCGCAAAUAGGUCCAGAUAAGUUGGAGCGGCCUAUUUCGUACGCUUCCCGAACGCUCUCGCGGGCGGAAAAAAACUACGCACAGGUCCAAAAGGAGGCAACUGCAAUCGUUUUUGGGGUUAAACGUUUCCAUCAGUACUUGUAUGGCCGUUCUCAGCCGUUUGUCCUUAGAACUGACCAUAAACCCCUGUUGGCUAUAUUUGGCCCUUAUAAAGGUAUUCCCGAGAUAUCCGCAAAUCGCCUACAAAGAUACGCCAUAUUUUUAGCCGCGUAUAAUUACGUGAUUGAAUAUAUUAGUAGUAAACAAAAUAGUGCGGAUUAUUUAUCUCGCGCGUACAGCGGCGACAAUGAGACGGAAACAACGGACGAGCUCACGGAAUGCGAGGAUCGCGCGGCUUACGUGAAUUUCGUAACGGACGGCGAUCUGCCUGUCACGUUAAACGAUUUGCGCCGGGAAACGACUCGCGACACUAACCUGACUACUGUAAAGGAUUUUGUGUUAAACGGUUGGCCUAGGAAGGUUAAUGACGCCGAGUUAAAACCAUUUUUCAAUUGUCGAACUCAGUUAUCUUACGAAAGCGGUAUAUUAAUGCGGGGACAUAAAGUAGUUAUUCCUACAACUUUGCAAGAAAAUGUUUGCAGGGAAUUGCAUAGUUCGCAUUUCGGCAUCGUAAAGAUGAAGGCAGAGGCUCGCAAACGGUUAUGGUUCCCCGGCGUGGACGCUGCGCUGGAACGAGUGGCCUGCACGGUGUGCGCGGCAUUGCGGCCCGCGCCGCCACACGCCCCUCUUGCACCUUGGCCGCUGCCACCGCAUCCGUUUUACCGAAUUCAUUUAGAUUUCUUGGGUCCAUUUCAUAAUUACAUGUUUUUAAUUAUCGUGGAUGCUUACAGUAAAUGGGUCGAGUGUUAUAACAUGCUUUCAACUCAUAAUUCAAAGACAGUUAUAAGUAAAAUGCACGAUUUUAUGUCACGGUUUGGUAUUCCACAUACUUUGGUGAGUGACAAUGGUACGUCGUUUACAUCAUUGGAAUUCAAAGAGUUCUGUAACCUUAACGGUAUCAAACACUUGUUAUCGCCGGCUUAUCACCCGGCUAGUAACGGGCAGGCCGAAAGUUUUGUCAAAAUUGUAAAAAAGGGGCUGAAGGCAAUAAUUUUACAGGGUUGUAACAAAUUAACAAUACAUGAUAAAAUUGCGAAAUAUUUAUUCGAUUACAGGAACUCUAAAAAUAGUACCACCGACAAGUCACCCGCGGAGUUAGUGUUUGGGCGUUCGCUGCGCUCACGGCUAGAUUUAUUGAACCCUAACGCACCGUCGUCAUUGACGUCCACAGAUCUAACUCAAACUGUCGCGCGUAAACAGUCCUUACAGGCUAAACACUUCCGUGGUGUACUAAGACCAGAAUUUAAAGAGAACGACCUUGUCUGGAUAACUAAAAACACUAACAAUAACAAAGUGAAUUGGCUGGAGGGUAUAAUCACAAAGAAGAUCGGAAAUCUUAUGUACAGCGUAUACGUGCCACAAUUAAAUGGUGAGGUCACUAGACACAUGGACCAAAUAAGGAAAAGACUGUCUUCGCCAAUAUCAUCGGCAACUGGUGAAGAUCAGGACUGGGAUCCUGACGUGAUUCCCGAUGUGGCGUCGCCUCACCCUGAACCUGCCACACAUCGAGAGGGGGAAGGAGAGGCGACAACGGUUCUGGAACCAGCUGCGGCGACGCCGCCGGGCACGCCAGAGACUUCACCGCCAUUAGCCACGCCGGGGACCUCACCACGCGCCGCCCGGCCAGUUACGCCCCACAGGCGAAGAGCAAUUAGCCCAAUCUUUUCGACUCCUCAGUCGACCUUACCAUUAGAUUGA
This is a messenger RNA of Spodoptera frugiperda (fall armyworm), 4056 nucleotides long. RefSeq lists its product as uncharacterized. Gene Ontology annotation, biological process: DNA integration. The record is from RefSeq and is a predicted model, not a curated record. Gene Ontology annotation, molecular function: zinc ion binding; nucleic acid binding. Lineage: Eukaryota; Metazoa; Arthropoda; Insecta; Lepidoptera; Noctuidae.